This is a messenger RNA of Sphenostylis stenocarpa, 930 nucleotides long. NCBI's taxonomy places the organism in Eukaryota, Viridiplantae, Streptophyta, Magnoliopsida, Fabales, Fabaceae. The record is from the annotation of a GenBank genome assembly.
AUGGCAGCAACCUCAGCAUCACUGGUUUCUCAACUCUACAUUGGCCUGCGGCGCCCUUGCCCCAAGCUCGAUUCUUUCAAUUCUCCAUCUUUCUCUGCCUUCGACCCAAAUCUUCGCCUUUCCCUCUCUCCUCCCAAACCCUCACGCGCCAUCGUCGCCAUGGCCGGCUCUGGCAAGUUCUUUGUUGGUGGCAACUGGAAGUGUAACGGAACAAAAGAUUCCAUCAGUAAGCUUGUCGCUGACUUGAACAGUGCGAAAUUGGAGCCUGAUGUUGAUGUUGUUGUUGCACCUCCCUUUCUGUACAUCGAUCAAGUGAAAAACUCACUUACUGACCGGAUUGAAAUAUCUGCCCAGAAUUCUUGGGUGGGAAAAGGUGGUGCUUUCACUGGGGAAAUCAGUGCGGAACAACUGAAAGAUCUUGGAUGCAAGUGGGUUGUUCUUGGACAUUCUGAGCGAAGACAUAUUAUUGGAGAAAAUGAUGAGUUUAUAGGAAAGAAAGCUGCCUAUGCUUUGAGCCAGGGUCUUGGAGUGAUUGCAUGCAUUGGAGAAUUGUUAGAAGAAAGGGAAGCUGGGAAAACUUUUGAUGUUUGCUUUAAGCAAUUGAAGGCUUAUGCUGAUGCUGUUCCUAGUUGGGACAAUAUUGUUAUUGCUUAUGAACCUGUGUGGGCCAUUGGAACCGGCAAAGUGGCCACUCCCCAGCAAGCUCAGGAAGUACAUGUAGCUGUUCGUGAUUGGCUGAAAAAGAAUGUCUCAGAGGAAGUUGCAUCCAAAACGCGAAUUAUUUAUGGAGGAUCUGUAAAUGGAGGGAACAGUGCAGAGCUCGCAAAGGAGGAAGAUAUCGAUGGAUUUCUCGUUGGAGGUGCUUCAUUGAAGGGUCCUGAGUUUGCUACCAUUGUCAAUUCAGUCACAUCCAAGAAAGUUACGGCUUGA